Molecule: messenger RNA, 384 nt
Organism: Pteropus alecto (black flying fox)
Lineage: Eukaryota; Metazoa; Chordata; Mammalia; Chiroptera; Pteropodidae
Product: ubiquitin-60S ribosomal protein L40-like
Exons: 2
Coding region: 1-384 (127 amino acids)
Biological process (GO): protein ubiquitination; translation; modification-dependent protein catabolic process
Cellular component (GO): ribosome; nucleus; cytoplasm
Molecular function (GO): structural constituent of ribosome; ubiquitin protein ligase binding; protein tag activity
Source: RefSeq, a predicted model, not a curated record
AUGCAGAUCUCUGCGAAGACCUUGACCAGCAAGACCAUUGCACUUGAGGUUGAGCCCAGUGACACCACUGAGAAUGUCAAAGCUAAAAACCAAAACAAGGAGGGCAUCCCAUGCAAACAGUGGUGUCUGAUUUUCCAGGCAAACAGCCAGAGGGAUGGCCGCACCCUCUUAGACUAUAAUAUCCAGAAAGGGUCCACCCUGCACUUGAUUUUCUUCCUUCAGGGCAGCAUCAUCAAGCCCUCCCUCCACCAAAUUGCCCAGAAGUACAACAGUGACAAGAUGAUCUGCCACAAUUGUUAUGCUUGCCUGCAUCCCUGCGCUGUCAAAUGCCGCAAGAAGUGUGACCACUCCAGCAACCUACGUCCCAGGAAGAAGGUGAAAUAA